AUGAACCUCUCCGGCCGAGGAGAUACUCUUGGGGUACCAGUCUCGCGAGAGAACAGACAACAAGCGCUUAAGGAAACAAUGACCAAACAACAAAGACCACAGUGCGUUGCUGCGAAAUGCCUCUUUCCCACCCGCAGCGAUGGGCAACACCGGAUGGAGCAAUGGGCUAUCGUAGAAUUUCCCAGGUCUCGAAUUGAAGAAAGUAUGAGGUUCUGUCUGGCUACCAAACGGGAUCCACGGUAUUUCAUCACGCUGGCUUGGGCCCUUGUUCUCUGGAGGUUUGCAGAUACCGCGACGGUCCAGAUUGGCAUGAGCGAGAUGUCAGCGAGGGGAGAGGUGGGGCUUGUCAGAGCUGGAUUGAAGAGACGAAUGAAGCUACUUGCUGCAUCUAGCAUGGGGGUUGGCGCGAUCGAUGAGUUGCUCCAGGAAGAGGCGUGGACAAUCCAAGAAGCCCUGGAAACGCACUACGCUGACUUCAACACGGGCAUCGUGCUAUACGAAGGAUGCCCAAACAGAGAACUCGACACGGCCACGGUGCUCAAUCAGCUGUGCAAGACGGAUGAUGAGAUCUGCGACUUGAUGUUGAUAUCGGAAUUCGGUCCUGGCCAUCAGUGGCAAAAAUGCUUUCUGGCCCACAGAACAGCAGUCCUGUCUGCGGGUCAGGCUGCCCAUUUGAUGGCGUGCGUCAACGAGGCGAUGAAGCAGAUCCCGGAAAAUGGAACGCUUGCGCCCAAGCAGGUGCCGAUGUUUAGCAGCGAGCAGAUGGACCUGAUUGAGAAAUGGAAUAAGGCUCCAUUAGUGCAGCCUACUGAGAGGUUCAUGUGGAAAGUCAUCCACAAAAAAGCUGUGCAACAACCCGAACAUAUUGCAAUCAUCGCCCCGGAUGGUGUACUCAAUUACAAACAGCUAAAUGAAAUGUCCUCACAGCUUGCAGUCUAUCUACAGGAAUCUGGUGUGCGGCCGGGCGAGUUGAUACCCGUGUGCUUUGGCAAAGGCUUGUAUGCAAUCGUCGCGAUGCUGGCAAUCAACAAGGCUGGCGGGUGCUUUGUACCACUGGAUCCAUCGCAGCCUCAAAGCCGGCUGAAGGCAAUUACGCGCCAGCUGAGCUCCCCGUUGGGGCUUGUAUCGCCGCAGCAUCGACAGAAGCUGGUCGACCUCGGACUGCGCACCAUUGCCAUCUGGAGUUCAAUGUUUGCAGAGUUGCCCCGGGUCGAGACAGCAACGUUUUCAACAGAGGCAAAUGAAAAUGCACCCGCUUACUGCUUAUUUACCUCCGGAAGCACCGGCGAACCCAAGGGUUGCGUCGUGGACCACAAAGGCUUCGCCAGUAUCGAGACUCACUGCGGUGCGCUGCAUCUGCACCAUACAAAUCGGGUGCUGCAAUUUUCGUCAUUCAGUUUCGGAGUGGCAUUGAUUGAAAUCUGGUGUACGCUCUCCACGGGAGGGACACUAUGCGUUCCCUCUGACGCCGACAGAGUGAGUGGCCUGGGCAACGCGAUCAGGUCCAUGGGGGUGGACUGGUCCAUCAUGACGCCCACCGUACUGGCCACUCUGGUGCCGGAUAUGGUGCCGGAUUUGAAAACCAUCCUCGUAGCAGGGGAGCCAAUCCGGAAGGCCCAGAUUUCCCUUUGGGCAGAGCGUACUCGCCUGUUCCACGCUUAUGGGUUCACUGAAUGGGCGGGCAUUUGUUGCGUGUCUCCUCAGGUUAAGUCUAUCGGCGACAUCGGCAUCAUUGGAUCGCCAGCAAACGCUCGAUGCUGGCUGGUUGAGCAGGGUAAUCCAAGUCAACUCGCUCCUAUUGGGGCUGUGGCAGAAUUGGUCGUGGAAGGGCCGAGUCUGGCCCAAGGUUACCUUCAUAACGCUGAGAAGACGGCAGCCAGCUUCGUCCUGCCCCCAAAGUGGCAUGCGAAUCACGGCCGGGCAGACUGCAACGGCUUGUAUAUCCCGGGUGAUCUCGUCUACUAUGAUGGCAACGGGCUCCUUCGAUAUGUGGGUCGAAGAGACCGGCAGGUAAAGAUCCAUGGGCAGCGGAUAGAUCUGGCCGAGCCAGAGUAUCAUAUUGCGCAGACCUGCAGCGUUAUGCGCAGUGUCGUGGUGGAUGCCAUCCAUCCCGCCGAUGGUGACGGUACAGCCAUCUUGGUUGCGUUUGUGGCCCUUGCCCGCCGAGACGACUCACAGACCGGUCGUGAAACGGAAGGGCAGAAGUUGCUUGCGCUUCCUGAUGAAAACUUUACAUCCAAGGUUCGGGAAGUCAUGUUAGCAUUGGAAGACAAGCUGCCAGCCUACAUGAUCCCGAAACUGUUUCUGCAGCUCGACCAGAUGCCUCAGACAGUAUCAGGCAAGAUUGACCGAUACAGGCUCCAGAAAGCGGCCGGCAUGCUGCGACACAGCGAACUGAUGCUCUUGGCAGGUGUUAAGACCUGUACCAUCGCACCAACUACACCGAAGGAGGUGCUGAUGCAGCAGCUCGUGGUGGAAGUUUUGAAACUUUCACCAGAGAUGGUAGGUAUGGAGAACAGUUUCCUCUCGCUCGGAGGAGACUCUGUUAGCGCGAUGAGACUAGUGGGUCUAUUGCGAGGCGUUGGCUUGCGUGCCUCUGUGACUGAUAUAUUUCGCUCGCCACGGCUUGGUGAUCUAGCACGUCUGGUGGACGUAGUAGAUCCGGGGACAUCCCAACAGGUGCAGCCCUUCUCUCUAGUCCCCGGCAGGUCGCGACAUGGUCUUCUGUCAACUGCAGUGGGCACAUGCCGGGUUGGUGAAAGUCAGAUAGAGGAUAUAUAUCCUUGCACACCAUUGCAGGAAGGAAUGAUGAGCCUGUCGACUGUCAAAGCAGGGAGCUACAUUGCCCGGUUUGUCUUCCGCCUGCACGACGACGUUGAUGCUGCCCGGUUUCGAAGAGCGUGGGAAACAACGGUGCAGACUACUCCAAUCCUUCGUACGAGGAUUCUACCCGGGUCCGAAGGCCGGAUGUACCAGGUUGUCAUCCAAGAGGCAUUUCAGUGGGACACCGACGCCGAGAAUUGGACGCAAUAUUCCAAACAGUCCGAGAACCAGCAUAUGCUGCCAGGAGACCGUCUGACGCGCGCAGCUCUCGUUCGCGAAUCAAGAGGUUCAUCCACCACCGUUUUCGUCCUGAACAUGCACCAUUCGGUCUGUGACCGAUGGUCCGUGGGAUUGUUGAUGGAUCGCAUUGAGGCCGCCUAUACAGGGCAGCAAUUGACCACGAACACGAUGAAGCCUUUCUUGCAAUAUAUUUCAGAGCAUCCGGGAGCGGAUGAAUACUGGAAGUCCCAGUUCGUAGGCUUGCAGGCCGAUGUGUUUCGUGCCAUUUCAUCUCCAGAUUACAGGCCCAGGCCAGCCGCGAGUAUCGAGAUGCCAGUGACUAUAGAAGGUGGCAUUCCAGCAGGGCACACAGCAUCCAAUAUGAUCAAGCUGGCAUGGGCCCUGACCAUCAGCCACUACACAAGCUCCCUGGACGUCGUUUUUGGAGUCACGGUAUCAGGGCGCGCAGCGCCUGUGACGAAAAUCGAACGCAUGAUUGGCCCCGCCAUAGCUACGGUCCCUCUGCGGUUUCAGAUAAAUUCCAACUCGACGGUUCUCGAGGCAUUGAACGCGAUGCAAGCCCAGUCAUUAGAUAUGACUCCCUUUGAGCAAAUGGGCCUUCAGCAGAUUCGAAAGCUGAGCCGCGAGGCGGAGGAAGCCUGCAAUUUCCAGAGCCAGCUUGUUGUACAGCCGGACUGGAGCGAUGAGAACGGCAAGUUCCUGACGUUGCGCGAAGCCAACGCGGCUUCGGAGGGUGGCUUCGCGGCGUACGCACUGUCGAUGGUCUGUCAGUUGGUGGGAUCUACUCACGUCGAGAUGAGGGCAGAGUUUGACCCCAUGGUGAUCCCGGCUCCUAUAAUGAAAAUGAUUGUUAACCACUUUGGACACGUUAUCCAUAGCCUUCUCGUGCACCCCGACCAUCAGCUGGCCAAUAUUCCAGCGGUCAGCCCUCGGGAUAUGCAGCUGUUGCGCCGAUGGAGUGGUACAGUGCCUAGCGGUUGUAACCGAUGUGUGCAUGACGUUAUCCAGCUGAGGAUCAAAGAGUGCGCGGCUUCUACCGCGGUGUGGGCGUGGGAUGGCAAGUUGAGUUAUGCAGAACUAGACGCGCUCAGCAACCGCCUAGCCGGUCAUUUGGUUACCCAGGGGGUAGGUCCCGAGAACAUUGUGCCUAUCUGUCUGGAGAAGUCAUACUGGGCUACUGUUGCCAUGCUGGGGAUAUGUAAGGCUGGGGGUGCAUUUGUUCUACUAGAUCCAUCUUUGCCGGAGCAGAGAUUGCGAAGCAUGUGCCAACAGAUAAGCUCGGUUCUGAUCUUGACGUCGCCUGAAAAGCACGGCCUAGCCAAGAAGCUUGCGGCCCAUCCGAUUGUCCUGGGCCGGCAAGAGUCCCAGCACUGGCCUUAUAAUCCUGAUCGGCCAUUCCUGGGCCUUGUCAGGGCAAACAAUGCGCUAUACGUCAGCUUUACCUCGGGUUCCACGGGGACCCCCAAAGGGGUAGUGGUCGAGCAUCGAUCCUUUUGCUCAAGUGCCAUGGCGCUGAACAAAGUCACCGGCGUGAACUCGGAAUCUAGAAUGCUACAGUUUGCCGCCUAUUCGUUCGACGGCUCCAUAAUGGAGACGCUUAGUACCCUGAUGGCUGGCGGGUGUGUAUGUGUCCCCUCGGACUUUGAACGUCAGAAUGAGUUGGCGAAAGCUACAAUGAUGUUCAGCCUCACGCAUGCCCAUCUCACCCCCUCCGUGGCCCGACACCUGCUGGCCCAGAAUCCCGAUAUCACCCAGACCCUUGUUAGCGUAGGAGAGCCCAUGACCCCCUCCGACGUGUCCAACUGGGCGGGCAACGGGAAGUGCAAGGUAAUGAAUGGAUAUGGCCCUGCUGAGUGCGCAGUGUCAACCACAGUGCAAGCGGUUGUGACAUCGACCAGUGACCCGAAGAAUAUCGGGAUGCCGUUGGCGGCUGUUUGCUGGGUGGUGCAUCCCGAAGAUCAUGAGAUUCUCCUGCCGGUUGGUGCAGUAGGCGAGCUUCUUAUAGAAGGGCCCAGCGUCGCUCGCGGCUAUCUCAACGACCCAGGCAAGACUGCGGCUGCGUUCAUCCGGUCCCCAAGCUGGCUGCAGGACAUCCGACCUGGGCAGCCAGAGGGGCGACUGUACAAGACGGGGGACUUGGUACGCUACAAUGCGGACGGGUCAUUCCACUACGUUGGCCGCCGGGAUAAUCAGGUCAAGUUGCGUGGCCAGCGCAUUGAGCUAGCCGAAGUCGCAAAGCAUAUCUAUCACUGUUGGCCAAAGGCUAGAGAUGUGGCCGUUGAGAUGAUUAGCCUCCCCCCUGCCACCCAAACACUCGUGGCAUUUGUCGUCGCCAACGGGAACGGAGAGCAUGGAAAUGGUACUGGAGCUGUCUUGGCCGCACCGACUCAGGAGUUUACUAAACAGGUCGACAAGGCACAGACGACCCUACAGCACGCCAUUCCGGCAUUCAUGAUCCCAGAGGCAUUUCUCCCCCUGCUCAAUAUGCCCCUUAACGUCUCCGGCAAGACAGAUCGUCGCCAGUUGCGUACCAUAGCGAUGUCUUGCACAGAGGACCAGCUGGCCGCGUAUGGUGCUUUCAAGCGGAGUAAGAAACGAGGCCCAGCAUCCCCACCAGAGGAGGACAUGCGGGCGAUCUGGGCCACUGUUUUGAAUCUACCUAGAUCAGACAUUGGAGUGGACGACAGCUUCUACCAACUCGGCGGCGACUCAAUUAUGGCCAUGCAGGCAGUCGGCCAGGCACGGUCCAAGGGGUUUGCUGUCACAAUGGACAGGUUUCUACGCCUCAAGACGAUCGCCCAAAUCGUGCACGCGCUGGGUGAGGAAUCGAGAUCGCCGGCGGUUAUCCACAGGGCUGAAGAGGACGUGUGGCAGCCGCUCUCGCCAAUUCAACAGAUGUUCUUUGACCAGCAUGCCGAUGGCUGGGAUCAGUUCAGCCAGACUUUUGUGCUCCGUGUAUCGCAGUCCGUCACCAUGAGCCAACUAAAGCUUGCCAUUGCCCGCCUUGUGUCGAGACAUUCCAUGCUUCGCGCGCGCUUUGGUAAAGGGCAAGAGGGAAACUGGCACCAGGUCAUCACUUCUCACAGGGAUGAAUCCUACAGCUGCCAUUCCCAUGAAUUAGGCUCCCGGGCACAGAUGGACGAAGUGGUCUCCUCCAGCGCACGGUCACUCAGAAUAGAGACAGGCCCUCUCACUGCAGUGGACCUAAUGAACAUGAAGGACGGGUCCCAGCACAUCUCUAUAGCAAUCCAUCAUUUAGUGGUAGACCUUGUCUCCUGGCGUAUCCUACUUGCGGACCUCGAAGAAGUCCUCCAGGGGCAAAGUCUGUCGGCUAGCCACUCUCUUCCCUUCCUGGCAUGGUGCCACUUACAAAGGGAAUACAGCGCGCAGAACCUGUCUCCUCAGAAGGUCCUCCCUAGCCGUCUUCCUAAUGACUACUAUGACAAUCCGUCAGCUUUCUGGGGCAUUGAUGGACAACUCAAUUUCGUCCGUGAUAGUCAACACCAAGAGUUCACGCUCGAUGAGCAAACUACCAAGCUGCUUCUGGGGUCUGCCAAUGUAGCCUUUGCCACGGAACCAGUUGAGAUUUUGCAUUCUGCGCUGUUGUAUUCCUUCCUCAAAGUAUUCAGGAAUCGCUCGGCGCCGCUCAGCUUCAGUGAAGGUCAUGGAAGAGAGACUUGGGAUCCGGCCAUUGACCUGUCGCAGACAGUUGGCUGGUUUACCACCAUGUGGCCGGUUGUUGCUGAAUUGGAUCAUACCAUCAGUUUCCUGGAAGUGGUGCGCCGUAUCAAAGACGCCCGUCGCGCAGUGCCUUCCAAUGGAUGGGCCUAUUUUGGGUCUCGAUAUCUGCACCCCGAAGGCCGACAAGUGUUCCAGCAAUCCCACCCCGUUGAAUUGGUUUUUAACUAUGCAGGCCAGUACCAGCAAUUCGAAAAGCCGGGCUCUUUAUUUGUUCCAGAAAUAGCGGAAUAUCAAGGAUCACUACAUGCGGGGAACGGUAUCCGGCGGUUUGGCAUCUUCGAGGUGUUUGCCAGCGUGCUGCGUGGCCGCUUGCAAUUUCGAUUCAUGUAUAAUCGAUUUAUGAACCAUUCGAAGGAGAUCCAAAUGUGGAUCGAGGUGUGCCGUCGAACGCUCAUCGAGGAAUGUAAGGAGCUGACAACAGUCAAGCCCAGUCGUACAUUGUCAGACUUUCCCCUACUACAGUUGACGUACCCCAGCCUGGAACAACUUCUCGGCGCCACGCUGCCUCGCAUGGGCGUGUCUAUCGAUAACAUCGAGGACAUCUACCCCUCCUCGCCCAGCCAGCGCGGCAUGCUCAUCGCACAGGCCAAAGCCUCACACAACUACUGUGCGAGUGUGACCUGGAUACUGCGAUCAUGCACCGACCUCAGGCCAGACGUCGGACGCCUCGAGGCCGCAUGGCAUGAGGUGGUCAGACGACACCCGAUGCUACGCACUGUUUUUGUGGACAGUGCCUGCCCAGAGUCGUACAUGGACCAGGUCGUGUUGCGGAGUGUUUCACCCGAGCUCGAGCUCAGCAAGUCCUCUGGAUCUUGGGAGUCGGAAUCGGCAUUGGGCAAAACGAAUUGGCUCAAAGGCCAGUGUCAGCAUACAAUGCGGCUCCUGCAAAGGAGCAGCGGGGAGAUCCUCUGCCGUCUUGACCUGAGCCAUGCCAUCAUGGACAGGACCACACUUAGCAUACUUCAAAACGAUCUGUCAUUAGCAUACGACGGGUGUCUUCCGCCGAGCCCAGCACCACUGUACAGCGAUUACAUCUCUUACAUCUACAGGCAAGACUCUGAUAGUGCAGCAGAAUACUGGCAAGCUUAUCUCCAAGAUGUUGAGCCAUGUGAAUUUCCAAGCCUGCACCACGCAAAUCUACCCACCGCUACUGAAUGGGGUAACAUGUACAGCACAUUCCAAGGCAGAGCCAGGCUGGACGAGUUUUGUCGCACAUACAAUGUCACCACAUGGAAUGUGGGGGGUGUCGCGUGGGCAAUGGUGCUUCAAAGCUUCACCGGGGCUGAUAGUGUGUGUUUUGGCUAUGUAAAGUCCGGGCGUGAUCUCCCAAUUGAUGGCAUCGCUGAUACCGCUGGGCCUGUCUUUAAUCCUCUCCCAUGUCGGGUGCAUUUGAGCGAAGCUUUGACGGUCAAAGAGGCAGUUGGGAAGCUCAAUGAAACAUAUUUGCAGAGUCUGCCUCAUCAGUGGUAUCCAUUAUCUGAUAUUCAUCGCCUGGCAGGAGUCACAAACGGCGCUCUCUUCAACACGUCAGUGGCGGUGCAGGCGGAGGCAUCACCGCGAGCCGAUGUCAAGAGAGGCCUAGAGUUUACCAUAAUGGCCAUGGAAGACGGCACAGAGGACGAUAUAGUAAUCACUCUUACCCCAGGCGACCAAGUAAUUGAGCUACACCUGCGGUACAAAUCACCUACACUGUCGACAGAACAAUCAAUGACGGUGCUUGCCACAUUCGAAAGGGCGAUGCGCGCCAUAAUAGAGAACGCUGAAUCUCCCGUGGCAUCCAUUGACAUAUUAAGUGAUCACGAUAAGGCGAUCGUUUGGUCCCGUAAUAGGAUAGUCCCUAGUCCGGUUUCCGCGUGCGUGCAUGAGCUCAUCCAGAGACAUGCUGUCCUGCACCCAGAAGCUCCUGCGGUGAACGCAUGGGACGGCGCGUUUACAUAUGGAGAAUUGGAUGACUUGUCCUCACGGGUUGCUGUCCAGCUAUCCGCCCAAGGCGUUGGCCCCAAUGUUGUUGUUCCACUUUGUUUCGAAAAGACAAAGUGGACACCAAUUGCCAUCAUGGCCGUGUUGAAGGCCGGCGGCGCAUUUCUGCUUCUCGAUACUUCGUGGCCACUGCGGCGCCUCAAGGAAAUUUGCGUCGAGGUCGAUUGUCAAUUGGUAGUUUCGUCCACGGCGAAUGAGGCCAUGAGCAGGCAGCUCGCCCCGGCAGUGGUGACCAUUGGCGAGGGAUGUCAUCAGCGGUGUGUGGACGACAAGUCUCGGGGCAUUACCAGACCCAAGGCCCAGCCAGCUGAUGCUCUGUAUGUGGUGUUCACCUCUGGAUCUACCGGGAAGCCGAAAGGAAUCGUCAUUGAGCAUCGGUCCUACUGCGCCGGUGCCCUUGAUCAUAUCCGAGCGUACAACCUUACCCCUCAGUCUCGAGUCCUGCAGUUUUCAUCAUACGCUUUCGAUAUCAGUAUCGUGGAGCAGCUGAGCGUGCUUCUCGCGGGGGGCUGUGUCUGCGUGAUGUCGGACUCACAGCGGAGGGAUAAUCUGGCCCAAGCCGUCUCUGCCCUGCAGGCCAACCACGCUAUGCUCAUUCCCUCCGUGGCUCGCUUGUAUCGCCAUGAGGAUCUAUGUACCAUUAAGAACCUUUCCCUGGCUGGCGAAUGCAUGCAGGAGACGGACGUCGCCUACUGGGCAGAGCAUGUGCAUCUGAUGAAUGGGUACGGCCCGGCCGAAUGCUCUGGCUUAUCCCUCGUCCAGCCCUGCGUUCUACCGAACUCUGACCCACAGAAUAUUGGCCAUCCUGUCGGAUGUGUUGCUUGGGUGGUAGACCCGCGAGACCAUAAUAAAUUGGUUCCGGUAGGCGCCGUCGGUGAAUUGCUUAUUGAAGGCCCCAUUGUAGCGCGGGGGUACAUCAACAAUCCUAAACAAACCGCUGAAGCCUUUAUCAAUCCCCCGCCUUGGCUACAUGGCCUUCGAGCCAAGUGUAAUUCUCGUUUAUAUAAAACUGGGGAUUUGGUACGGGCGAACGCAGACGGUUCUCUCAGCAUCCUUGGGCGCAAGGAUCGGCAGGUAAAACUGCGAGGCCAAAGGUUAGAGCUUGGAGAAGUGGAAACUAAUAUCCAGCAUUCUUUUGUUGGCGCCUGGGAUGUGGUGGCAGAGGUGAUAACGCCGGCUGGGAGCAGCAAGCCAUACUUGGUCGCCAUGAUACUACUCCGCGGUGAUAGAGCAGACCACAGCAAUGCCAAAUCCAGUGGCAAGCUGCUCGUAGAACCAUCAAUGAAAUUUGCCCAAGAUGCCACAGAAGCAGAGGAAAAGCUCCGUCAGACAGUGCCGAACUUCAUGGUGCCGUCCAUUUUCCUACCGCUCACUCGAAUUCCUCGAACUCAUUCAGACAAGGUUGAUCGGAACCGUCUUCGGGACGUCCUGGCUUCCAUGUCUCUCGGAGAGCUGCAGGCGUAUACAGUGCCGGUGGGUGUGGCUCACAAGCCUACACAAGUACCAUCGACCGAAGAAGAGUUGAAGCUCGCGGAGAUCUGGGCUACUAUACUCAAGGUUCCAGUAGAGAGUAUCAGUGCCGGUGAUAAUUUCCUGCUACGAGGUGGUGACUCUAUCGAUGCCAUGAGAGCGGCGGCCUCAUGUCGCGCGGCUGGCAUGACUGUCAGCGUUGCAGAUAUAUUCGCCCAUCCCAUCCUGUCAGACCUGGCCAAGGUAUUGGUCCCCCAAUCUCCCGAGGACUCUCUGGCGUUGCAUCAACCAUUCUCAUUGAGUCUGAUGAAGGAUCCCGAGGACUUGUACGCCGCUUCGAUCCAACAAGGGGUCAUCCCAUCUAAAUCCGCACUUAUAGACCUCCUACCGGCCACCCAGGCCCAGAGUUUCUUCGUUGAUCGUGGCACAUUCCACUCCUACAACUUCUCCAUCAGAGGACAUGUUGACCAGAGUCGGUUGCGAGAAGCCUGCAAAACGAUUAUGGCUCGGCACAGUAUCCUGCGCACAAAGUUCCUUUAUUAUGAAGGGCAGCUGAUGCAAAUGGUCCUCGGGGAUCUUGACCCCCCUUUCACUACAUUAACCACCAACAAGGAUCCGCUGAAGCUGUGCGAGGCCCUCUGGAAGGUUGGCCUGGCGUCACUGAAUGUCGUGGGACCACUUCCCGCCCGGUUUACUCUUGUGUCCCGCUCAGCGGAGGACCAUGUUUUUACGAUUCGAAUCUCGCAUGCUCAAUGGGACGGCGUAUCUGUUCCGCACCUGUUUGGCGAUAUUGCCGCUGUAUACAACCAGAGACAGCUGCCCCCAACCACAGACUUUUCGGAUUAUGUUUAUUAUCGUGCCUCAAAAGAUAAGACCCCGGCGUUCCAAUUCUGGACACAAUACCUGGAACACUCAACGAUGCCCACUCCGUUCCCUCCGGCAAUCGGCCGGCAAGGUGAACACCAGACGCACUGGACUUUCUUAGGCAUCGAGACCCCUAAGCUACCAGCGGGUGUCACAAUGGCCUCACUCGUCAAGGCUGCAUGCGCCUUUUAUCUGUCCCAGCUGUUAUCCCAGAACGAUAUUGUCUUCGGGCACACGGUGAAUGGCCGGAACCUGGCGCUUAGCCAUGUCGAGACCUUGCUAGGAUGUUGCCUUAACUUCAUCCCGUUACGGGUCGUGCUCAACCCAUCGUGGACUGUCAUGGAUUUGCUCUCCCAUGUGCAGGCACAGUACACCAGAACCCUCCCUUACGAACACCUGGAGCUCUCAGAUAUUUUGGGAAGUGCCACCUCCUGGGGUGCCGACAUCCAACUCAGUUUUAUUGUUCAGCAUCAGAACAUUGAGCUCAGCCACAAUAUGCCUUUGGAUGGUCUACAAGUGCAGUACUCCAAAUUCGCGCAGUUCGAUCCGUUAAAGGAAGUUUGGGUCUUUUCUGAGCCUCACCCGGAUCGACUUGAGAUUCAGGUAUGCGCUAACACGGCAGUGUUAUCUGAAAAUAUGGCCACGUCUAUGUGCCAACGUCUCUGCGAUUUGAUUGAGCGCUUCGCAGAGUCUCCAGGCUGCCAGCUGAGCAAUUUCAGCGUGGAGUAA
Molecule: messenger RNA, 11847 nt
Organism: Aspergillus versicolor CBS 583.65
Lineage: Eukaryota; Fungi; Ascomycota; Eurotiomycetes; Eurotiales; Aspergillaceae
Gene: nrps12
Product: nonribosomal peptide synthetase fmqA
Exons: 3
Coding region: 1-11847 (3948 amino acids)
Biological process (GO): amino acid activation for nonribosomal peptide biosynthetic process; secondary metabolite biosynthetic process
Cellular component (GO): cytoplasm
Molecular function (GO): phosphopantetheine binding; catalytic activity
Source: RefSeq, a predicted model, not a curated record